This is a messenger RNA of Eruca vesicaria subsp. sativa (arugula), 1520 nucleotides long. The record is from the annotation of a GenBank genome assembly. NCBI's taxonomy places the organism in Eukaryota, Viridiplantae, Streptophyta, Magnoliopsida, Brassicales, Brassicaceae.
AUCUCAUCUAGAGAGACAAAAACAGUAAAUUCAAAAGCUAUUUGCAAGAAAUAUGGCAAACGACAGCAUCGUUGACUGGCAGUUCAGCGGUAACGAAGAGGCCAAAGAGGCCGCAGGUGCGGCGCUAAGCGCUUACUCCUCUAAGCUCUUUGCUCUUUGCGAUCCUAAUGGACCGCCCAUUUUGCCUCCUCGAGUUGAAACCGCUGAGACUAGCCAUACCGCUGAAAAGGCUGUUGUAUAUUCCGUCCUCUGCGGAUUAGGAAACGCCUAUGCUCCCAGUAUAGGCCUUCCAGCUGCCAAAAAAGCUGUAGCGGAAUACCUAAACCGAGAUCUUCCGAACAAACUGACAGCUAAUGACGUUUUUAUGACCGUUGGAUGCAAACAAGCCAUCGAGCUUGCGGUUGAUAUCCUGGCCAAACCAAAUGCCAACGUCUUGCUUCCUAGACCAGGCUUCCCAUGGGACAUGGUCCGUUCCCUCUACCAGAAACUUGAGGUCCGCAAAUACGACUUCGUCCCCGAAAGGGACUAUGAGAUUGACCUUGAAAGCGUCCGAGCGCAAGUGGAUGAGAACACGUUUGCGAUAUUUAUAAUUAACCCGCACAAUCCCAUUGGGAACAUUUAUUCUGAAGCUCAUCUCAAGCAGAUCGCUGAGUUGGCUCGGGAACUCAAGAUAAUGGUGGUUUCUGACGAAGUGUUUCGAUGGACCGUGUUUGGGAGUAAGCCCUUUGUUCCCAUGGCGAAAUUCUCGUCUAUUGUACCGGUGGUUACCCUCGGGUCGAUAUCGAAGGGAUGGACUGUCCCCGGAUGGCGUACUGGCUGGGUAUCCCUGCACGACCUAGAUGGUGCCUUUAGAAACACCAAGGUCGUAGAUGCUGCAAAACAAUUCCUUGAGAUUAAUUCUAAACCACCAACUGUGAUCCAGGCGGCUAUUCCCACCAUCUUGGAGGAUACUCCUGAAGAUUUUUUCAUUAGGAGGCAGAAAUAUCUGAAAGAUAAAGCCGAUUAUGCAUAUACUUUUGUGAAGAGCAUACCUUGCCUCACCUGCUACCAGAAAACUGAAGCAUGCACCUUCUUAUGGACCGAGCUGAACAUAUCAUGCUUUAAGGACAUUAAAGAUGCUGAAGACUUCUGUGAAAAGCUUGCUUCUGAGAAAAACCUCGUCCUUUUACCAGGGAAAGCUUUUGGUGUGACGAACUGGGUGAGGCACUCUAUCGACAUGGAUAGUGCAACUUUGCAGGAUGCAUUUGGAAGAUUGAAGAGCUUUUGUAUAAGCCACUCCAACACUGGUGAAGCAUCCCUCGAAGACGUCAAUGGGGUCAACUAAAAGAUCUAUAUGUACCUUUUGCUGUGUCAUUUUUAUAUGCUUUAAUAAUAAAAGGGUGUUCUAUUGAUUUGUGAUAAGUCAUAAACACUUUCAAUGUUCAAAAAAAAAGUCAAACAUUUUCGUAUUUGUAACAAAUAAUUUGGUGCACUAGUCAUGUAAUGUUUUCUCACUGUUUGCACUAUUUUAAUGUAUUUUG